Molecule: messenger RNA, 1610 nt
Organism: Poeciliopsis prolifica (blackstripe livebearer)
Lineage: Eukaryota; Metazoa; Chordata; Actinopteri; Cyprinodontiformes; Poeciliidae
Gene: cenpn
Product: centromere protein N
Exons: 10
Coding region: 105-1115 (336 amino acids)
Biological process (GO): chromosome segregation; CENP-A containing chromatin assembly
Source: RefSeq, a predicted model, not a curated record
GUUUGGAAUGUCUCGGUAGCUCACAGUUGCUAACACGUCUGUUAAACAGUACAAAUACAGUUUUAUAGUUCGCAGAUUGGAUUUUAUUUGUUGCCUAAGGAAAUAUGGAUAUUUCGGCGAAACACUUACUGCAGCGACUGGUGCGACGGAUCCCUGCUUCGAUGCUUAUAUCCACGCUGGAGAAGUGGGGGCGUCUGACCGCAGAAAACCUUAGAUCCUUAGAUUUCACUCAGUCAAAAUGGGCCAUAGCCAUGGAGCUAGUCGCCCUUUGUGAGGAAAGUGAACUGACUGUAAAACACAUCACAGAACUUGAGAUGAUAUAUAUCACUGAGAAUCCAAACCAGGGAAUGUGGCACACCUUCCAGCUUGUGGAUCCUGAGGAUGAUGCCAACUCUGUGGAGCUGAUUCAGUUUAAGGAACAAUUCAAAUCCCAUCUCAGUGUGCUCAAAAGAAAUGUGUCGGUCAAAAUUAAGAAGCACACAGACGAAGCUGUUUGGAUCCGAGUUGCCUGGGGAGACGGCUUAUCUCGGCCCAACCACCUGAAAGCAACAUAUGUUGUUCAUUAUCUCCAGACCCCUUAUGUUUUUGUUAAUGCUUUGGCUUCAAAGUAUAAGCCUCUUCUCUUGCAGGCCUUGACUUUGUCCACUAGACAUCAACAAAUCAAGGCUGCGAACCUGAGUGGACAGAAACUGACCGCUCUCAGGGACCUGCUGAUGAGGCAGUACCAACAAGUGUUUCCAACAAAGUAUCCCAUCCCUCUUGCAGAGAGUGAUCAAAGCAUUUCAAAGCUGCGGAUUGAAAAAGUGCAUGCUGAGGCAUCAGCCAACAGACAUCGGAUGGCGGGAGAAACCUUUGGCGAUGGGAUGUUACCUGCACUGCAGUCUGCAGUCUUUAAGCUGGAAACAAAAUUCAAAGACCCCAUCAAUGAAGCCAUGACACAACGAGAUGAGCCAUUCUUAUGUAGUGUUAAAUUUUCAAGUUCCAACCUCCUUGAAUCACUCAGACAUUGUGCAUCCUCAGGAAUUGCCUCAACCCCAGUCACACCCUUGCUGUCAUCUAUUCCUCUAAAAGGAAGGAAUUAUUUUGUCAUUACGGACAAUGUUCCAACUGCUUGAUCAUAACUGUGCCAGACACAGCCCUGGUUUUAAAUCGGCCCCUACUGGAAUGACUCAAAGCUUUUCCCACACUUUCAGGAAAAUUAUUGUCCAUAGACAUUCUAGUUCUCCUUUUUUUAAAAUGCUUUUUUUAUGCACCUUAUUUCAUAUAAAUCUGGGUUUUAUAUAUAUCACCAUUUUUUAUGUUAUGAAAUUUUGAUGUAAUUUUGGAUUUGUUUUUUCUUUUACUUUUUAAGUGUAAUAAAAAGGCAUGGUUUUAAAACAAAACAUUGUUUCCUAUGCCCUGUAUUACAGUAUUAACAUGUUGAGCAGAUUUGGUUCCAGUAAUAACUAUGUAUUGAUGUUCCUUUAUAGUAUUAUGUCAUGCAUGAAAAAUCAGUAAUUUUUUGUGAUUUAAUCACCAAUUGCUUUCUCAGACAAGGUGAAAUAAGGCCAACAAUAGCAGUUGUACAUGAGGAAACUGGGUUGCUCAUAUGAAUGUAUGAAAUAAAUAAA